Messenger RNA from Syngnathoides biaculeatus (alligator pipefish), 1280 nucleotides. It is a transcript of the gene psph, whose product is annotated as phosphoserine phosphatase. Gene Ontology annotation, cellular component: cytoplasm. Lineage: Eukaryota; Metazoa; Chordata; Actinopteri; Syngnathiformes; Syngnathidae. The record is from RefSeq and is a predicted model, not a curated record. The transcript has 6 exons. Gene Ontology annotation, molecular function: L-phosphoserine phosphatase activity; magnesium ion binding. Gene Ontology annotation, biological process: L-serine biosynthetic process; dephosphorylation. Bases 65 to 859 code for a protein of 264 amino acids.
UCCCCGUUCCGCUCUUGUUCCGCUUGAUUUUUUUUUGUUUUUUCCCUUUUCUCUCCCCGAACUAAUGUUGGCGCUUUCUCGCUUUCUCCGCCGGACGCUUCCUCCCGAGUGCCUUCUCGCCGCUGCCCUUUCACUCCUCCGACAUCGACCGGACCGCAUUUCUCCCGGCAGCGUCGCAAUGUCCACGACGUCGCAGUCCAAGGAACUGUUCAGACGAGCGGACGCCGUCUGCUUCGACGUCGACAGCACGGUCAUCAAGGAGGAAGGCAUCGACGAACUGGCCAAGUUCUGCGGCGUGGGCGAUGCCGUGACUGAAAUGACCCGUAAAGCCAUGGGCGGCUCGAUGACUUUCAAAUCGGCGCUGACCGAGCGCCUCGCCGUCAUCAAGUGUUCCCGGGAACAGGUCAACAAACUCAUCACUGAUCAUCCGCCGCAGCUGACCGCAGGGAUCAGGGAGCUGGUGGACCGCCUCCACCAGCGCAACAUCAAAGUGUUCCUCAUCUCGGGCGGCUUCCGCUGCAUCGUGGAGCACGUGGCCGCUCAGCUCGACAUCCCGCUGGAGAACGUCUACGCCAACCGACUCAAGUUCUACUUCAACGGCGAGUACGCCGGAUUCGACGAGAGCCAACCGACGGCCGAAAGCGGCGGCAAAGGCAAAGUCAUCAGCAUGCUGAAGGAAAAGUACGGCUUCAAGACGGUGGUGAUGGUCGGCGACGGCGCCACCGACCUGGAGGCCUGCCCCCCGGCCAGCACGUUCAUCGGAUUCGGUGGCAACGUUGUGAGGCCACAAGUUCAAGAGAUGAGUACUUGGUACGUGACGAGCUUUGGAGAACUGCUGAAAGAAAUGGAAAAGAUUUGAACACCCGAAAGGAAAUACUGGUACACCCCGACCUCACCCUCUUUUUUUUUUUUUUUUAAUUUUAAACUUUACUAAUGUUAUUUGCACCAAAAGGUGUGUAUCAGAUAUUUUUAUCCACUGUGCACACUCCAUUUAUGUCGAGAUUUUUAACCAAUGACCGUGUUGUACUUUAGUCCGACCAAUUCUACCUUUAGGUGGUUUCCACCAUCUUGAUUUUUUUUCAUUUUUAUGCUAGAACAUACUAUAAAAAAAUAUCCGCUGCCUGUGUGGAAGUUAAAACUAUUUUUGUUUCAGGCACUUUAAAAAAAAAAAAGAAAUCACCAAUCUAAGACUUACAAGUCCUACACGGAGGAAAGUGCAAUGUGGGGGAAAAAAAUACAUUUUUUAAAAAAUAUGGAAAAAGUGAAGGAGAGACUGCAGU